Oncorhynchus nerka (sockeye salmon) is the source of this 1669-nucleotide messenger RNA. RefSeq names its product lactase-like protein. NCBI's taxonomy places the organism in Eukaryota, Metazoa, Chordata, Actinopteri, Salmoniformes, Salmonidae. Gene Ontology annotation, molecular function: beta-glucosidase activity. Gene Ontology annotation, biological process: carbohydrate metabolic process. The record is from RefSeq and is a predicted model, not a curated record.
AUGACACUGGCUUCUAGUGCUGUGGAGGGCUAUGAGACUGGAGAACAUGCACCUGGACUGAAGCUGAAGGGCACUGGGGCCUACAAAGCUGCCCACCACAUUAUCAAGGCACAUGCUAAGGUUUGGCACACCUAUGACACUCAAUGGAGAAGCAAACAGAAAGGCUUGGUUGGGAUCUCGUUGUUGUCAGACUGGGGGGAGCCAGUGGACCUCACCAACCAGAGAGACAUCGAGGCAGCAGAGAGAUAUGUCCAGUUCUACAUGGGCUGGUUCGCUACACCCAUCUUCAACGGGGACUACCCUCAGGUCAUGAAAGACUACAUAGGUAGGAAGAGUGCCCAGCAGGGUCUAGGAACCUCCCGUCUCCCUGUCUUCUCUUCCCAGGAGAAGAGUUACAUCAAGGGCACCUGUGACUUCCUGGGUAUUGGCCACUUCACCACGCGCUACAUCACCCAGAAGAACUACCCGUCUGGCCGUGGGAACAGCUACUUCACCGACCGUGACCUGGUAGAGCUGGUGGACCCUCGCUGGCCCGACCCCGGCUCUGAGUGGCUCUACUCUGUCCCCUGGGGAUUCAGACGCCUGCUCAACGUCAAGACCCAGUAUGGGAACCCCAUGAUCUACGUGACAGAGAACGGAGUGUCAGAGAAGGUGCAGAGGUGCACAGACCUGUGUGAUGAAUGGAGGAUGCAGUACUUCAAGGAUUACAUCAAUGAGAUGCUCAAGGCCCUUAAGGACGGCGUGAACGUGAAGGGUUACACAGCCUGGUCGCUGCUGGACAAGUUUGAGUGGGACGAAGGCUUCUCUGAGAGGUUUGGCCUGUUCUACGUGGACUUCCUCAACAAGAAUAAACCACGUUACCCAAAAGCCUCUGUUCAGUACUACAAACGCAUCAUCAGCUCCAAUGGAUUCCCCAACCAGAGAGAGGUGGAGAGCUGGAGAAGGAAAGCCACAGAGACGUGCUCCUCCAGUAACCAGCUGCUAGCUGCAGAUCCGUUGACCAGCCACAUGGAGAUGGUAACAGAGAUCGUGGUUCCUACAGUGUGUACUCUCUGUAUUCUCCUGGCUGCUGUCUUCCUCAUGUUCCUGCUGCGUGGACGCUUCUAGAAUACCUCUGCCUUCCUCAUGUUCCUGCUGCGUGGACGCUUCUAGAACACCUCUGUCUUCCUCAUGUUCCUGCUGUGUGGACGCUUCUAGAACACCUCUGUCUUCCUCAUGUUCCUGCUGUGUGGACGCUUCUAGAACACCUCUGUCUUCCUCAUGUUCCUGCUGUGUGGACGCUUCUAGAACACCUCUGUCUUCCUCAUGUUCCUGCUGUGUGGACGCUUCUAGAACACCUCUGCCUUCCUCAUGUUCCUGCUGUGUGGACGCUUCUAGAACACCUCUGCCUUCCUCAUGUUCCUGCUGUGUGGACGCUUCUAGAACACCUCUGCCUUCCUCAUGUUCCUGCUGUGUGGACGCUUCUAGAACACCUCUGCCUUCCUCAUGUUCCUGCUGUGUGGACGCUUCUAGAACACUGCUGUCUUCCUCAUGUUCCUGCUGUGUGGACGCUUCUAGAACACCUCUGCCUUCCUCAUGUUCCUGCUGUGUGGACGCUUCUAGAACACCUCUGCCUUCCUCAUGUUCCUGCUGUGUGGACGCUUCUAGAACACCUCUGCCUUCCUCAUGU